Messenger RNA from Tilletiaria anomala UBC 951, 1360 nucleotides. RefSeq names its product HAD-superfamily hydrolase. Gene Ontology annotation, biological process: glycerophospholipid biosynthetic process. Gene Ontology annotation, cellular component: mitochondrion. The coding region runs from base 77 to 1270 and encodes 397 amino acids. The record is from RefSeq and is a predicted model, not a curated record. The transcript has 4 exons. Lineage: Eukaryota; Fungi; Basidiomycota; Exobasidiomycetes; Georgefischeriales; Tilletiariaceae.
GGCGCAAACGUCGAUCAUCGGGUCAAUCCAAGCGCCCAGCAAGGUGGUCAGCGGCAGCUCUGUGCACGUUUAGAAAAUGACUGCUCGUGGCUUAUGUCGGGGCCUCGUCCAGCCGCUGUUCGGCCUUGAGAACCUGCCCUCCUCGGUGUCGCAGUGGGGUCGAUGCUUCUCGUCCUCGGUCGCAGCCGGUAGUGCCAGUCCAAGGUCGAACGCAAGCAUAAGCAUCCCUUCUCGUCCUUUGGCAUUCGCGUUUGACAUCGACGGCGUCCUGAAAGCCGGCCCGCACGUCUUACCAUGCGCCAAGCGCGCUCUGCGCAUCCUCGAUGGCGCCAACUCGCUCGGCCGGCGCUUCCCUUACCUGUUCAUUACCAAUAGUGGAGGCUAUGACGAAGCGGAUCGUGCACGCCAAUUUAGCGCCGAGCUUGAAGUAGACGUGCAGGAGGAUCAAGUGAUACAAGCACACACGGUGCUCGCUAGCUUGACAAAGUUGUAUGCAAACAAGUCGGUGCUGGUCAUUGGGCCGAAUUCAUCGCGAAGGAUUAUGAAGAAAUAUGGCUUCCAGGAUGUGUACACCGCCAAUGACCUACACGCUUCGGCGCCUGCUGCAUGGCCUUUCAUCCGCCCGCCGGACAGCUCCAAGGUCGAGAUCCGUGACGCCGACUUCUCGCAGGUUUGCUUCGCUGCUGUGAUGGUCUUUCAUGACUCGCGCGAUUGGGGCCGAGAUGCGCAACUCAUGAUCGACGUCCUGCGCUCUCAAGACGGGCGAUUCGGCACUGUCGAUGAUUACUGGAGCAUUAGCAACAGCGGCAAGAGCGGAGGGAGGAAACAGCUCCCGCUAUAUUUCUCACACAACGAUCUGCUUUGGGGCAACGACUUCUCAGUCUCGAGAUUCGGGCAAGGAGCAUUCCGAGCAGCAGUGGAGAACGUGUGGCUGCAAACAACUGGGAGACCACUCGAAUCAAUAGCUUUUGGCAAACCCUGCAGACUGACGUAUGAGUUUGCCGAUGCGCUGCUGCAAGAACGGCUCGCACGGCUGUCCUCUGACCCGCAACAGACUCCUCCAGCACCAGCAUCAGUGUGGAUGAUCGGUGACAACCCUGCAUCCGACAUUGCAGGAGCUAAUGCAUUCGGAUGGAAGUCAGCGCUGGUCAGGACUGGAGUCUAUAGAGAUGCACUCGGUCGGCCGGAGCAUGAGCCAACGCUCAUCGUGGACGAUGUUGAAGUCGCGAUUAGAAAGGUCAUUCAGGAAGAGUGCGGAGUGGAGCCAUAGAAGCUGAAAUUCGCAUUCUCGAGCCGCGCAAGGACGAUGAAUUCGAAUAGAGGCUAUUCGCAGGAGAGAUCUCGUAAAACCUUGAAUUCA